AAGAUUACACAAAAGAUUUGUAUUCGCGUGUGAUACAUGCUUAAAGUGCAAUCUGUGAAUACACGGUUUAAGGUCUAUGUAUAUACGCACAUCGUAACCACCCAUUACUACGAAUUUAUUCGUAAUAAUUUACAUUCUCAUUAAUUACUCAUAAUGUGGAAUAACCUCGAUAAUAGCGUUGUGAGUACAUCAGGGGGAUUUUUGAAUGAUAGUCAGAAUUCAAAUGAUGAAAAUAAAAGGAGUGCUAAGAGAAUCAACAAAAUAAUCCCUGUUAUGAUUCAGCACUUAAUGCAAUCUGAAAAUUUGGAAGGUAGCAUUGUUACUUUCAUAGGAAUUACAAACCAUAUAGAAAAAAGUAGUACAAAAGUGACAUAUGAAAUUGAAGAUGAAACAGGCUGUAUUACAUGUUUCCAAUGGUUAGCAGUAGGAAAUAUAUCAGAGCCAGUAAUUAAUUUAAAUACUUAUGUACGAGUAUUUGGACACAUAAGGGAACAAAAUGAAACAAAACAUAUAUUAAUUUUAAAGAUUUGCCCGGUCACUACUUUAAAUGAACUAACUAGUCAUUUAUUGGAAGUGACCUUUGUAACAUUACAUAUUCAAAAAACCUCUAAUGAUCAAUAUAAAGAUUCUGAUGUUCCUAUGCCAGAUGAUAACCUUGGGUUAACUAAGGAUCAAAUCACAGUCUUUAGGAUUAUUCAAGCGGAAAAUGACACUGUUAAUGGAAUAGAAAGAAAAACUCUCAAGAAUCGUGUUCCAAAGAAUAUUUUGCCAAUAGUUGAUGAUAUAAUCGACUUCCUUACAAGUGAAGGACACAUUUAUACUACUUUUACAGAUGAUCAUUUCAAAACAACAUAAUUAUACAAGAAAACAAAAAAUUCUUUUGUUCAAAUUUAAUUUAAGAAAAUAGCAUUAAAAUAGUUUAAACUUACUAAAAAAAGAAAAAAAAAAAAUAAAUACAUUCUACAUGAUUAUUAUAGAUUUUUAUAAUAUCUAAAUGUAAAAUUAUAAUGUCAGGAAAUUAGUUUUUAUAAAAUUUGCAGAAUUUUAAAAUUUCAGUUUGUAUAAUUAAUAAUAAAUGUAAAUAAAUAUUGUUUUCUACAAAAA
Messenger RNA from Frieseomelitta varia, 1104 nucleotides. RefSeq names its product replication protein A 32 kDa subunit-like. Lineage: Eukaryota; Metazoa; Arthropoda; Insecta; Hymenoptera; Apidae. The record is from RefSeq and is a predicted model, not a curated record. The transcript has 3 exons. Gene Ontology annotation, biological process: double-strand break repair via homologous recombination; nucleotide-excision repair; DNA replication. Gene Ontology annotation, cellular component: chromosome, telomeric region; DNA replication factor A complex; site of double-strand break. The coding region runs from base 154 to 855 and encodes 233 amino acids.